This is a messenger RNA of Thlaspi arvense, 1338 nucleotides long. The record is from the annotation of a GenBank genome assembly. Lineage: Eukaryota; Viridiplantae; Streptophyta; Magnoliopsida; Brassicales; Brassicaceae.
AUGAAUGUACUCAUCCAUUUUCUCAACAAAACUCAGAAACUUUCUAAACCAGACAAGAACAAGAGCACUAUACUUUUCUUUUUGUUUGAAACUUCAAACGCAAGAAACAAGAAAGAUAUGAUAGAGCUUGCUUUGACUCUGUAUCUUCUCCUCUCAUUUAAAUGUGUCAAUUCUGUUAAUUCUCCUCCGACAAGAGAACAGUUUCAAAGUUGCUUGUCGACAAAUCCCUCCAGUUCAAUCCUCAAAAACCCUAAAAAUCUUACUAACCACACCUCAGAUUCCAGAAUCCUCACCGACUUUUCCGAGUCUUCAUCCCCAAAUUCAAAAGAAACCGCGUGGAUCCAAUCCGGCGCAACACUCGGCGAACUCUAUUACAAAAUCGCCAAAACCAGCAAGAUCCAUGCCUUCGCCGCAGGGAUAUGUCCGAGUGUUGGAGUUGGUGGGCAUAUUAGCGGCGGAGGAUUCGGUACAAUAAUGAGAAAACACGGUUUAGCGUCUGAUAACGUCGUGGACGCGCGUUUGAUGGACGUAAACGGGAUAAUUCGCGACAGGAAAGCGAUGGGAGAGGAUUUGUUCUGGGCGCUUAGAGGCGGUGGAGCAGCGAGUUUCGGCGUUGUCUUGUCAUGGAAGGUUAAGCUUGUUAGGGUUCCCGAGAAGGUAACUUGCUUCAUAAGUCAGCAUCCGAUGGGAGCCAGCAUGAACAAGCUUGUUCACCGAUGGCAAUACAUAGGAGCAGAGCUAAACAAAGAUCUCUUCAUCAGAGUCAUAAUUGACAAUAAUCUAGAAGGGAAUCAAAGAAGAGUGAAAACUACAUUUCAAGCUCUGUUUCUUGGUGGGAUCGAUAGACUGAUUCCUAUGAUGAACCAGAAGUUUCCGGAACUCGGUUUACGAGCUCAAGACUGCUCGGAAAUGAGCUGGUAUAUGGUGAAGUGGAAAGUGAAUGAAGUGGAGGAGAUGAACAAGCAUGUUAGGUGGAUGAGAAUGCUUUACGAUUACAUGAGUCCUUACGUCUCUGCAUCGCCGAGAGGAGCUUAUUUGAAUUACAGAGAUCUUGAUUUGGGAAUGAAUAAAGGAAUCAACACGAGCUUUGAAGAUGCGAGGAAAUGGGGUGAGAGAGAAUACACAAGAUCAGCGAGAGUUUUUCGACACCUCGAAAAUGGCAAACAGAAGCAGGAAGUGUUCUCUGAUCAGCUCUUCUUCUCGGCGGCUUUAAUACCAGGAAGUGUUCCAAAGACUUUGUCCCAGAGAGACGAAGUUGACCAUGGUGUAGAUAGUAAUGAGUACAAUCAUACAUCACAUAGCCAAACAAAAUACCUCCAAGCAGAGCAGGAGCUGUAG